Messenger RNA from Bicyclus anynana (squinting bush brown), 2895 nucleotides. RefSeq names its product organic cation transporter protein. Gene Ontology annotation, biological process: transmembrane transport. NCBI's taxonomy places the organism in Eukaryota, Metazoa, Arthropoda, Insecta, Lepidoptera, Nymphalidae. The record is from RefSeq and is a predicted model, not a curated record. Gene Ontology annotation, molecular function: transmembrane transporter activity. The transcript is spliced from 7 exons. Gene Ontology annotation, cellular component: membrane. The coding region runs from base 136 to 1848 and encodes 570 amino acids.
CGCGGGCGCUACCUUUGCCGGCUUCAGUCAGAGCAGUUCGUAGCUCCCCACACUACGGUGUUAUACGCGUACACAUAACAUGUACUGAAAGUUACGUAAACUAUAAAGGGACUAUACGUUUAGUGAUCAUCAUAAAUGGGCGACGUAAAUAAGUUGAACACUUUGCCGGACCUCAUGAGAAAGUGCUUCAAAAUGGGACUAUUUAAAAUAAUCCCAAGUCAAGGGUUGAGUAAAGAGAAGCACCAAGAACCAGUUGAAGACAAUGAGCAAGAUGACGUGGUGACAGCCGUCAUCGGGAACUACGGCCGAUGGCAGCUGCUGAUGACCUUCCUCUUGUCACUCUUCUCGUUCCCCUGCACUUUCCACAUAUACCUACCCACAUUUACGGCCAAAAUGACAAACUUUUGGUGCCGCAGGCCCGAUAAUCUAUCAAGCCUACCGUUAGAUCAUUGGAUCAAUUACAGUCAGCCAAUAGACGCGUGCUAUGUCCGGGUACUGCCUGCUGGUAUAACCGCUGAAAGUAUUAUGAACUACACGGCACCUAUCCUGGACUCUUUCCAGAAGUGUACAGAAUGGGAUUACGAUCGUUCAGAAGUAGGAGACACGGUCAUAUCAGAAUGGAAUCUCGUAUGCGAUAAAGCCAAUCUCACUGUGUUAGCUGAAGUAGUGUUUUUGGUUGGAGUUGGUGUUGGUGGGGUUAUUGGUGGAUGGAUAUCUGACAAAUUUGGCCGUAAAAAGAUACUCAUGGGAAUGAUGGUGGCACAAAGCGCAUUAGCCAUCUUAUCUCUCCUAGUACGUUCAUACUUGCAGUAUGUCGUGGUGAGGCUUUUCAUGGGGCUGGUGUCAGUGUCCGUGGUGUAUGCCGCUUUCGUUCUAUCCGUGGAACUAGUUGGUGGUCCUUGGGUGACGAUUGCGGGAGUAUGCAAUUUCUUCCCUCUACCACUGGCUUAUGUGAUCGUGUCUUUGCUCUCAAUGAUCAUGCCAAACUGGAGGGACAUUCAACUUGCGUUGACAGUUCCGGGAUGCUUUCUAAUUGCAUUAUGGUUUGUUUUACCAGAAUCUCCAAGAUGGUUACUCAGUGUAGGAAGGACACAAGAAGCCAAAGUGAUAUUAGAAAAAGCAGCAAAGUUUAACAACAAGGGAAACGUAAUUGAUUUGGAUAAAAUGCUAUCAUUGUACAAACCAGAGGUCAGAAAAGAAGAGCCCAGUGUUACGAUGCUAUUUAAAGGAUAUUUAAUGAAAAGAACGUUAUGUUUAUUUAUAACAUGGUUUUCCAUGACCAUUGCUUAUUACGGUCUCGUGUUGAAUAUUGGAAAAUUCAACAUGGGCGAUUUGCACAUGACUUCGAUAAUUCUUGCUUUAGUUGAAGUACCGGCUAUAGCGUUGAGCAUUCCUAUACUAUUUAAGGCUGGUAGACGAAUGCCUAUAUUUGCUUCUAUGUUUAUAUGUGGAGCCGCGUGUAUUGCGAGCGAACUUUUAUCUAUAUCAUUCAAUGAUGAGUGGAUUAUGAUAUCGUGUCUCAUGGUGGGGAAGUUCGCAAUUGCAACAACCAAUAUGAUGUUACCCAUUUUUACUGCGGAGCUAUAUCCUACGAUAAUAAGAAAUUUGGGCGUUGGCGCCAGUCAAAUAUCAUCAGGAUUCGCACUGAUUUGCAUUCCAUAUUUAUGGGAAUUGACUAAAUUGAAUAUCCACUUGCCAAUGGGGACGAUAGCGGCGUUGAGCGCAGCAGGGGGAACCAUAGUCCUCUUGCUCCCUGACACUGUUGGUUCCUCGAAAGAAAUGCCAAGGAAAUCUGUCACGUCCCCUUGUAAUGGAACAUUUACGGUCACCGAUGACAGAGGACACUAACUGAAACGAGGAUUCUGUAAAAUGACGAUUGCACAGUUUUAUGAUUUGAAUGCUAAUUAGACAUAAGUAUUAAUCAGACCAAUUGCCUUCUAUAGGACCUGCCUUGCUAGAGGUUACCCCUCUGUCAAAAGUAUUAUAUGGAUCAUAAUCUACAGUGUCUAUAUAAUCGAUGUUUCAUUGUGUUAAAAUUACACCGGUGUAUUACAAUUCAAAUUUAUAGUUGCGUGUAGUGUAAGGACACAGGAUAUAUUUAUUAAUGUUAAUGAUUGCGAUGUGUGAGUUUACCUUGUAAACCCCCCUAAAAAAAUAGAAAUAAUUUUGUUGGUGAAUUGGAGUCUCAUACCAAUUAUUGUAUAGGACCUGCCUCGCUAGACGUAACUUUUCUGUCAAAGUAUAUGAUCAACGAUCUAAUGCGAUUGUAAAAACUGUCUCUAUAGUAUCGAUGUUAAAUAGUUGUAAUCGUGUUCGUCGGUUAAAGAGCUCCGAAAAAAUACCUUUUUGUGUAAGUGAAUAGUGUAAAAAACUGACAAAAACUACUAGUUUAGUAUAAGAUAUAUACCAAAUCUAAGCUCGUUUUCCUCAGAAAAUGUCAGAUAAUUUUGUUCGUAACUAUGAGUGCGAUACAGGUCCUUCUAUAAUUGGUCUGAGAUUGGAGUGCGAUACAGGUCCAAUAGGCAACAGAAGGUAAUUGGUCUGAGGUAUUAACUAAUAAGCAAGUGAUAGUAAGAUAAUUAAUAAAUGUAGUUAUAGGUAUGACUGCAAUUGAUGUAAAUUAAGAACAAAUGGAAACAUCGUAGGUUUUUCCGUAAUGUUGUUAAUAAGAUAUUCAAUAAGAUAUAAAUAAUUCACACUUCAACAGCUUAUAAUUUAAUUAUAUUAUGUCCUCGUAUUUGAACGGCUACAACAAAAUGGCGAGAUUUUUUAUAGUAUGGUUUUUUCAACUCUUACUCUAUUCUCUUCUUUGUCUCUUAGACCUGCUGGCCUAUACACUAUUUUGGUAUUUAAUAACCUAUUAAAAUAAACAUCAAAUCAAUUGAAAAAAUGUCA